Dovyalis caffra is the source of this 1464-nucleotide messenger RNA. The record is from the annotation of a GenBank genome assembly. NCBI's taxonomy places the organism in Eukaryota, Viridiplantae, Streptophyta, Magnoliopsida, Malpighiales, Salicaceae.
AUGCGUGAAAGAAAUAUUUUGCCUAAUAAAUUCACUUACCCUUUUGUUCUUAAAGCUUGUGCAGGCGUUGGGGACUUGAAUUUGGGAAAAUCGGUUCAUGGGUCGGUGGUGAAAUUUGGGUUUGGUGGUGACGUUAAUGUGCAGAAUACAUUGGUGCAUAUGUAUUGUUGUUGUAGAGGAGGGGAAGGAGGGGUGGAGUUUGCACGGAAGGUGUUCGAUGAAAUGUGUAGGUCGGAUUCUGUUUCGUGGAGCGCGAUGAUUGGUGGGUAUGUGCGAGCAGGGAGGUCUAGUGACGCGAUUAGUUUGUUCAGGGAAAUGCAAAUCAAGGGUGUUUGUCCUGAUGAGAUUACUAUGGUUUCGGUUUUGAGUGCUUGUACGGGUUUAGGUGCGCUCGAGUUAGGGAAAUGGGUGGAGUCUUAUGUUGAGAAAGAGAGGCUACAGAAGAAUGUUGAGCUUAGUAAUGCGUUGGUUGAUAUGUUUGCGAAGUGUGGUGAUGCUGAUAGAGCUAUUAAUUUGUUUAGGAGUAUGAAAGAGAGGAACAUCGUUUCAUGGACUUCGGUGAUUGGUGGUUUGGCAAUGCAUGGCCGUGGUGGAGAGGCUGUUGCGGUGUUUGAAGAAAUGGUAAGAAGUGGGGUGGCCCCGGAUGAUGUUGCAUUUAUUGGACUGCUCUCUGCUUGUAGUCAUUCCGGGUUAGUUGAUAAAGGGAGAAAAUAUUUUGAUUCAAUGAGAAAGAAUUUUGGCAUUGUACCUAAGAUUGAACACUAUGGAUGCAUGGUAGAUAUGUUAUGCAGGGCAGGACAUAUUAAAGAGGCAUUGGAGUUUGUUCAGGAAAUGCCUAUUGAUCCUAACCCUGUUGUUUGGCGUACUCUGAUUAAUGCUUGCCGUGCUCACGGUGAACUCGAGCUUGGAGAGAAAAUUACCAGACAGCUAAUCAGAAAUGAGCCCAUGCAUGAGUCCAACUACGUUCUAUUGUCCAACAUCUAUGCAAAAAUGUCCGAUUGGGAAAAGAAAACCUGGAUUAGAGCAGCGAUGGACAUGAAGGGAAUGAAGAAGAUCCCUGGGAGCACUAUGAUUGAGUUAGACAAUGAAAUUUAUGAAUUUGUUGCUGGAGAUAAAUCACAUGAGCAGUCUAAAGAAAUAUAUGAGAUGGUGGAUGAGAUGGGGAGGGAGAUCAAGAAGGCUGGAUAUAUUCCAACCACUUCAGAGGUGUUGCUCGAUAUCGAUGAUGAAGAUAAGGAAGAUGCUUUAAAUAGGCAUAGUGAAAAGCUGGCUAUUGCUUUUGCCCUUCUGAAUACACCACCUGGAACUCCUAUUCGGAUUGUGAAGAACUUGCGAGUUUGUGAUGAUUGCCACUGUGCUACCAAGUUCAUCUCUAAGAUUUAUAACCGAGAAAUAGUAGUUAGAGACCGGAACAGGUUUCACCACUUUAAGAAUGGUUUGUGCUCAUGUAGAGAUUUCUGGUGA